GACGCCGCACGCGAGGUUUUGGCAGCGCUAGCCCGUUGCUUCCCCGCAGAAUGCGUCAUUGCCGUAAUGUCACGAAGUGCCACUUCUAGCUAUAAACUCCGCUCUGCGUCACUCAAUUGGGAAAGAACCUUGGAAGACUGCUCUGGUAUUGCUCUGGUCCGAUGCACUGGUUCUGAAUUUGUCAGAGCACGCCCUACAGCUGGAUUUGUAUUGGUACAGUCCGAUACGAGAAGAACGCCGCUCUAGGGCUUGAUUACUACACUUCAAGAAAAGAACUUGUACAGAAGCUAUCCUCGUCGUCGAUACAUCUCCCUAGGGUUCUGUGCAAACCGUCCAACCUUGGCUGUAAAACGACACAUUCAUCAACAUGGCGGUCCCAGCCACCACGCAGGUCGCGAUUCUGCUAUCGAUCUUCGUCUUACCCAUUCUCACAUACAUCUACUUCACCAAGAGCCAGCAGGCAAAGAGCACCACUGGGCCUUUACCAGCAGCGACUGAGAUUACGGGACUCUUCAUACACCCCAUCAAGUCAUGCCACGGCAUCAGUGUAAAGUCGGCAAGGCUCUUACCAACCGGCCUUGACCUCGAUCGUCAAUGGAUGUGGGUGAGCUAUCCAAACUACGAGUUCCUGACGAUCCGCCAAAACUCCAAAAUGACACUGAUCCGGCCGACCUACGACGAGAAGACUGAUACCCUUACCGUUACUGCGCCAGCGCCAAAUUCGGUCGAUGAGAAGUUGGAGUUCUCAAUCCCGGCUCAUCCGUCUCAGAAAUGGCUCGACGAGAACACCGAGGAGCACUCAGCGAAGAUCUGGAGUACGACAACGGGAACCCGUGUAUACUCUACGAAGAUGACCGCUCCGUUCAACAGCUUCUUCGAUAAGGAAGUGCGGCUCGUGUACAAGCCCCCUGUUUCCGACGAUCCCAGACCUCUAGUAUCGAACGGUGCACCUACCGUUCUAGGAAGAGAUGCAUCGACCUGUUUCCCCGACCUAAUGCCCGUACUCGUCGGCAAUCAGUCCAGCAUCGAUGAACUCAACACGCGUCUCAAAGCCGCAGAAGACCUCACGAUCGACGUCCGCCGCUUCCGGCCCAAUAUCCUCGUUAAGGGCGAUGCUAACGCGCCCUGGGAUGAGGAUCGCUGGAAGACGAUCAAGAUUACGCCUGAUGUCGAUGAGGAACCAAUAGUUUUGGAUAUCACCCAACGAUGCGCGCGCUGUCAGGUACCUAAUGUACAUCCUGAUUCGGCGGAGAAGCACAAGACGCAGCCCUGGGAUGCGCUGAUGAAGUAUCGAAGGAUUGACGAGGGGAUUACAUACAAGCCCUGCUAUGGCAUGCUUGCUGUGCCGAAGUCGGUUGGGGAUCUUAGGGUUGGCAUGAAGUUUGAGGUUACUGAGGUUACGGAUAAGCAUCGGUACAUCGCUGGGUUUUAGGGGGUGGAGCUUGACGGUUCGUGUCGAUGAACCCUCACUGGCUGCUGCGUAUAUCGAGGAAUCUGACCGACUCCCAUCACAGCGCAAGCCAUUGCGACAAAGUUGUCGUACGACUCUCCACAAAGGUUGUACAAAUGAUCAGAUCAGCGCACAAUUUCUCUUUUGUCAGCCUCGAAAUUUGAAAGAAGCUAGCUGUAAGCUGCCAGAUUUAGCCUUUGGAAGAUCGUAGGUGCAAUCGAUUUGCAGCUCCUGAAAUCUCUUCAGAUGAUUGUUGGAGAUGUUGCCCAAGCUACAGCAAUCAUAAGCGGAUCCCCACGU
Messenger RNA from Alternaria rosae, 1750 nucleotides. RefSeq lists its product as uncharacterized. The coding region runs from base 368 to 1432 and encodes 354 amino acids. Gene Ontology annotation, molecular function: catalytic activity; pyridoxal phosphate binding; molybdenum ion binding. The record is from RefSeq and is a predicted model, not a curated record. NCBI's taxonomy places the organism in Eukaryota, Fungi, Ascomycota, Dothideomycetes, Pleosporales, Pleosporaceae. The transcript has 2 exons.